This is a messenger RNA of Cherax quadricarinatus, 1029 nucleotides long. Lineage: Eukaryota; Metazoa; Arthropoda; Malacostraca; Decapoda; Parastacidae. The record is from RefSeq and is a predicted model, not a curated record.
UGAGGUGUGAAUUCCAUACAACCUUCUAAAUGAAACAAAUGACGAGACAUAAUGUAGAAACAGGAGCAGGAGGAAGGCGAGAGUAGGCGGAGCUUAGUGAGGACGUCAGCGGAGUUCUUAGCCAAUGGAAUCGCAGAUCGAGGCGGCGGGCUGCACUAUAAAAGCAAGAUGUAGCCGGGAAAUUUUUCAUAUCAGUCAUACAGAAUGGCUCGCACUAAGCAAACAGCCCGCAAGUCCACGGGAGGCAAGGCUCCUCGAAAGCAGCUGGCUACCAAGGCAGCCCGCAAGUCUGCACCUGCCACUGGAGGUGUCAAGAAGCCUCAUCGUUACAGGCCUGGUACCGUUGCUCUACGUGAGAUCCGUCGCUACCAGAAGAGCACUGAGCUGCUCAUCAGGAAACUUCCAUUCCAGCGACUUGUACGUGAGAUUGCUCAAGAUUUCAAGACUGACCUGCGAUUCCAGUCGUCAGCUGUCAUGGCUUUACAAGAGGCCUCUGAGGCUUACUUAGUUGGUCUCUUUGAAGAUACUAACUUGUGUGCCAUCCAUGCUAAGCGUGUUACCAUCAUGCCUAAGGACAUUCAGUUAGCUCGCCGCAUCCGUGGAGAACGUGCUGGAUACAGAAUGGCUCGCACUAAGCAAAAAGCCCGCAAGUCCACGGGAGGCAAAACUCCUCGAAAGCACUGGCUACCAAAGGCAGCCCGCAAGUCUGCACCUGCCACUGGAGGUGUCAAGAAGCCUCAUCGUUACAGGCCUGGUACCGUUGCUCUACGUGAGAUCCGCCUACCAGAGAGCACUGAGCUGCUCCCUCAGGAAACUUCCAUUCCACGACUUGUACGUGAGAUUGCUCAAGAUUUCAAGACUGACCUGCGAUUCCAGUCGUCAGCUGUCAUGGCUUUACAAAAGGCCUCUGAGGCUUACUUAGUUGGUCUCUUUGAAGAUACUAACUUGUGUGCCAUCCAUGCUAAGCGUGUUACCAUCAAGCCUAAGGACAUUCAGUUAGCUCGCCGCAUCCGUGGAGAACGUGCUUAG